AGACACACUAGCCAAGCCAAGUAGCCAUACCAUAAACUCAGCACGACCACAAAAAGAAGCCCUCCAACUUAUACUGUAUUUCUUUUCCUAUUUGUCAAAUCUAAAACCCCCCCUCCCCCAUCCAAUUCUCUCUCUUCCCUUCACUUUCUUCUCCAAACCCCCCAUUAAUUUAUUCCCUCCUCCUCCCUUAGGAUCUACAACCCAAAAAAACAAUAAUAUAGACACAUACAUACAUAUAUACACACCCAUCAUGUGGCAGGUGUUCGCACUUAUUCGCCCCACCCUCCACAACUUCACUAACAGCCACCGCAUUGCUGAUGAGAGUAUGUUCACUUCAACUGAUCAAUUCCCAAUUUACGCUGCCGCCAACAACCGUCGAACCUUCUCCUCCUCCAUCUUCAACAUCAUUCGUGCUCCUUUCUCUAUUCUCUCUUGCUUCGCUCCACCCGCCGUUCACCGCUCCCCCGACGCCUUCUGGCUCUCCGGUGACCACUAUUUUGCCUCCACUAUUUCUGAGAUCAACCACCUUAUGGUAAGCGAUGGCAUGCGUUACGCCAUAUUGAUGUAAAAGCUCUAAAACUAAUCUUACCAAGCACACAUAUAUAUGUAUUAGAAGUACUUUAGCUUUUAUUUUGGUGGUAACCUGAUGAAUAAUCACUUGGGUUUUUGUUUUUGUUUGUCUCUUUUUUGGUUAAAUUUGAUUUAGCGUAUUAUGUUUCUAAUUUGUUACCAGUCCCAUAAUCAAAUUAAAUUUAUAUAUAAGAAAAAAAAGUUACUCUUUUCCCAAGAA
Messenger RNA from Cucumis sativus (cucumber), 790 nucleotides. RefSeq lists its product as uncharacterized. Lineage: Eukaryota; Viridiplantae; Streptophyta; Magnoliopsida; Cucurbitales; Cucurbitaceae. The record is from RefSeq and is a predicted model, not a curated record. The coding region runs from base 251 to 568 and encodes 105 amino acids. The transcript has a single exon.